This is a messenger RNA of Penaeus monodon (black tiger shrimp), 631 nucleotides long. RefSeq names its product pro-resilin-like. The coding region runs from base 38 to 409 and encodes 123 amino acids. Lineage: Eukaryota; Metazoa; Arthropoda; Malacostraca; Decapoda; Penaeidae. Gene Ontology annotation, cellular component: extracellular matrix. The transcript has 2 exons. The record is from RefSeq and is a predicted model, not a curated record.
GGUCGCCGUUGUCUUCGCCUGCCUGGCUGUGCUGGCCAUGGCUGACCGCUCCCCCUACGCCGCCCCCCCUACCUAUGCCCCACCACCCCCAAAGUACCCCGCCCCCUCCCCCUACAAGGAGCCGGAGUACCCUGAUGUCCCUCCCAAGUACAACUACAACUACGGCGUCGCCGACAGCUACUCCGGCGCCAACUUCGCCGCCUCGGAGUCCCGCGACGGCUACAAGACCGAGGGCAGCUACACCGUCGACCUCCCCGACGGCCGCAAGCAGAUCGUCAAGUACGUGGACAACGGCGACGGUCUUGUAGCUGAGGUCACCUACGAGGGCGAGGCUCAGUACCCCGAAUACAAGCCCACCUACAAGCCCGCUCCCCCCGCCUACGGCCCCCCUCCCCCCACCUAUGCCUAAGAGAUUAGACAACGCGGACAAUGUCAAUCUCGCUUCAGAGUAUCACCAGGCAUUUUCCUCUUGAUGUUUUCAGCAAACAGUAUUACUCGAUAUACCUUUGUUUACACUUGUUAUGAAAUCGCUCUCCGCCUCUCCUGUUCUUCCUCGACACGAACGAAAUUUAACCCCCGUUACAUUAUUUAUUGUGCCAUUGUCUAUUUAAUAAAUAAGAACGAUCACACA